Molecule: messenger RNA, 778 nt
Organism: Gossypium raimondii (Peruvian cotton)
Lineage: Eukaryota; Viridiplantae; Streptophyta; Magnoliopsida; Malvales; Malvaceae
Product: cyclin-B1-2
Exons: 4
Coding region: 98-517 (139 amino acids)
Biological process (GO): proteasome assembly
Cellular component (GO): cytoplasm; nucleus
Source: RefSeq, a predicted model, not a curated record
GCAAAGAUACAACCCUCCUGCGACAUUAUAAAAAAAAUCCCAAAAGAAAAAUUUAACAAGAGAUUAUAUUCAAAAAGAAAAAAAGAAGAAGAGGAAAAUGGAGGCACCAAAGACGAUUCAGCACGAAAUUGGAGGAGUCCAGAACGACGCGCUGCGAUUCGGUCUCCACGGCGUUAAGAGCGACCUCGUCGGAUCUCACCCUCUCCAAUCUGCUUACGAAUCAGCAAAGAAAACGCAGGAAGAGAUGAAGAGGAAAGUCCUGGCCAAUACUUAUGGGACAGCAAUGCCACUCAAAAUGGAUCUCGAUAGGCAAAUUCUCUCGCGGUUUCAGAGGCCAUUGCUACCAUCUUCGAUGCUAGGGUUGGAAGCGAUGACAGGAACUUUAGAUGAUUUUGGCUUCGAGGAUUAUCUGAAUGAUCCUCGAGAUUCGGAGACUGUUCGGCCACUGGACUUGCACCACAGCAUGGAAGUUCGUCUCGGCCUCUCCAAGGGACCAGUCUGCCCUAGUUUUAUGUGAGAUUUUCAUUGACUACUUCAGUGUUGUCCCAUGAAGGAAGUCACUGCUGAAACCUUUUUAUUUUCCCUUAAUGAAUUUAGCCGUUCUGGCCUUUGUAUAAUGCACAUCAGCUUCUUUUUUAUUGCGUUGGGUUGAACUUCUUGAAAACCAACUGCUUUGACAACUAUUUAAUCCAAUACCAAGGCCAAUACUAAAGCUGGAGAUGUUUAUGGGUGGAGUCAUGUCACCCAAAGCCUCAAGGCUCUAGCUCUUUUAUAUGCA